AAUAGAAACGUACAAAAAUAUGAGAUUCCACCACGUGUAGCAGUAGCAAUAGCACAACGCUACCACCACAAUAUUUUAUGAAACGUAGGCAGAACACUGACCACUUGGUUUGUGGUAGUCACUUCUCACAACCAUCUUUUGUCUGUUCGUAUCAUCCGGCCAAAUCCUGUGGUGCCAGUGCCAAUAUACACCGCCGACUUCAAAGUUCAAACUGAACCACUAAGUUCGAGUAUUGGGUUUUCAUCGUAAUCUUCAAAUCAUUGAGAGACCCAGUUGAGAUAUUCCAUUUUCCUUUUGUGGGUGAUCUUUGUUUUUCCAAAUUAUGGCGUCUGCGAUGCUUAAUGGAGCCGAGAACCUCACUCUGCUAAGAGGAAUAACCCCAAAUGGAUUGGGUUUUCGGGGUUCAGAUUUUCAUGGGAAACAUUUUCCCAAGCUGGGUUUGGUUUGUAGUACUAGAAUCUCCAAAUCUGGUACCAGAGCCAUUGUGCCCAAAUGCAGCCUUUCAGCUUCUAGGCCAGCUUCACAACCUAGGUUCAUUCAGAACAAGAAAGAGGCGUUUUGGUUCUAUAGGUUUCUCUCGAUUGUGUAUGACCAUGUUAUAAACCCUGGCCAUUGGACUGAGGACAUGAGAGAUGACGCACUUGAGCCAGCAGAUUUGAACAACAGGAAUAUGAUUGUCGUAGAUGUUGGUGGUGGGACUGGUUUCACUACUUUGGGUAUAGUUAAGCAUGUGGAUGCCAAAAAUGUGACCAUUUUGGACCAGUCACCUCAUCAGCUUGCUAAGGCUAAGCAGAAGGAGCCCUUGAAGGAGUGCAAGAUUAUUGAGGGGGAUGCUGAGGACUUACCCUUCCGUACUGAUUAUGCUGAUAGAUAUGUAUCUGCAGGAAGUAUUGAGUAUUGGCCAGACCCACAGCGUGGAAUCAAAGAAGCAUACAGGGUCUUGAAACUUGGAGGAAAAGCAUGCUUGAUUGGUCCUGUGUAUCCAACAUUCUGGUUAUCUCGCUUCUUUGCUGAUGUGUGGAUGCUCUUUCCAAAGGAGGAAGAGUAUAUUGAUUGGUUCCAAAAGGCAGGUUUUAAGGAUGUGCAACUGAAAAGGAUUGGCCCAAAGUGGUACCGUGGGGUUCGCCGCCAUGGUUUGAUCAUGGGAUGUUCUGUUACAGGUGUUAAACCUGCAUCAGGAGAUUCUCCUCUUCAGCUUGGUCCGAAAGUAGAAGAAGAAGAAAAGCCAGUAAAUCCAUUUGUGUUCUUUCUACGCUUCUUGUUGGGGUCCUUGGCAGGGAUGUACUAUGUGCUGGUGCCUAUUUACAUGUGGCUAAAAGAUCUAAUUGUACCAAAAGGCCAACCUAUCUGAGGGUGAAUGUCUUUUUGCUGUCUCGUUCGAACACCAUGCUAUGCCGUUGAAGUUUUUUCUUUUCACUUUUUAACUGGCCAGCUACCCCCAUUUCUCGUUCUUCCUACUCAAAAUUUUAGGAAUUUAAUCGUUCAUAAGAAGCUGGAUUGGUGGUUAAAUUAUCUAAUCUUUUGUAAUGUAAAAUGGGCCAUUUAAAAUC
Cannabis sativa is the source of this 1550-nucleotide messenger RNA. Its product is annotated as 2-methyl-6-phytyl-1,4-hydroquinone methyltransferase, chloroplastic. The transcript has 4 exons. The record is from RefSeq and is a predicted model, not a curated record. NCBI's taxonomy places the organism in Eukaryota, Viridiplantae, Streptophyta, Magnoliopsida, Rosales, Cannabaceae. Gene Ontology annotation, biological process: methylation. Gene Ontology annotation, molecular function: 2-methyl-6-phytyl-1,4-benzoquinone methyltransferase activity. Bases 323 to 1351 code for a protein of 342 amino acids.